CUUAACUUCAUAGAAAGGUUAGGGUUAGGGCUUUGAUUUCGUUAUUUCAAACAGAUCAACACUAAUUAGUUUUGGACCACUCGGGGCAGAUCUACCAUGUAGCUUAUAGGUUCACAUGCCCUGUAAAUGUAUUAAGAAAUUAACUUAUUUAUCUAUAAAUGUUUGUCCGUAAACCCAGUUAUUAUUGCAUAAUAUUAACUUGAGAUGUUGUAGAAACUUAUAAACUUUAAAUUCUGGAUUUGGAGGCAUUAUUAAAUGACGAAGGCUUGGGAGAACGAGCAUGAAGAAGCGGUUACAGUGGAGGAAGAAUUUGGAUCGAGCUGCCAAACAAGUCCUCAAGACAAAAGAGAAUUGGUUCGCGAGCUUAUUAGUGUGAUUCAAACUGUAGGAUCCUAUGAAGAGUAUAGGAAGUCACAGAGAGAGGAGUGUCAUAACCUUGUUCAAAGACUAAAGCUUUUAUUGCCCCUUUUAGAAGAGAUUAGAGAUUUUGAUGGACAGAUCCCUGAAUCGGGUAUCGAAUGUUUGAUGAAAUUGAAGAAGGCAUUUUCUUCUGCCAAAAAAUUGUUAAAAACUUGCUAUUGUGGCAGCAAAAUUUACCUGGCCUUAGAAAGUGAGGCUGUUAUGGGAAGAUUCUAUUCAGUGUAUGAAAGAUUAAGUCAGGCUCUGGAGGGCAUGCCUUAUGAUGAACUUGGAAUUUCAGAUGAAGAGAAAGAACAGUUUAGAAGAGCUAAGAAGCGAAAUGAUACUCAAGACAUGGAACUCGCCAUGGAUCUGUUGGUUGCACUGUCCAGUAAUAAUGACCGGAAUGCAGAUAGCGCUAGCAUAGACAGACUAGGACACAAGCUAGGUUUACAUACUGUUAAGGAACUAAAGGCAGAAACAAUAUCAGUACGAAAAGUGGUUAGAGAAAGAAAAGGUCGCCAUGCACAAGGAACGCAAAAAAUCACAGUGUAUACGGUCGAAAUAGAUUUCGGCCUUCGUACGUCUGAUCGAGUUCGAAAGAUAAGCGAUCGAAGUGAGACUUCGAGAUGGGUUCCGAAGAUGGUACAAACAAGCUUCGAACCCGAGGGCCGAUCAAUGUCGAGUUUGAAAUCAUUAUCAAGUUCGAAUCCAAAUCGAACUAUGAUGCAAAGUAAAGCUAUCAAGUUUAUGAUCCGGAGACCGACCAACAUUGACUCCAAAUCAAUUCAAGAGUCCGAGUCAGAAUCGAGCUUAAUCCAUAUUUAA
Molecule: messenger RNA, 1227 nt
Organism: Nicotiana tabacum (common tobacco)
Lineage: Eukaryota; Viridiplantae; Streptophyta; Magnoliopsida; Solanales; Solanaceae
Product: U-box domain-containing protein 15-like
Biological process (GO): cell surface receptor signaling pathway
Source: RefSeq, a predicted model, not a curated record